AUGAUGGGCAAGUUAUUGUUGAUAUUACUUUUAUAUCAUUUUUCUUUAUGCUCGUGUGCGGAGAAUCGACCAGAUCCACGCAUAGUUGGAGGAUUUCCAACUGAUAUAUCCAACAUUCCGUAUAUAGUAUCCAUACAAUUGUAUGGAAUCCACCAUUGCGGGGGUUCAAUAAUAAAUAAACGUACCAUUUUGACGGCAGCCCAUUGCUUGACUGGUGUGUCGCAUCGUCUGCUGAAAGUAAAGGUUGGUGGAACCUCGCGAUACCACAAUGAUGGGGAAUUAUUCUCGGUUGCCGAUCUGCACACCCAUGAGAAGUACAACGCCAAGACUAUGGACUAUGAUAUUGGAAUAAUUCGGUUAAGGAACAAUUUGACGUUAUCCAAUAAGGUAAAGGCUAUCCCUGUAAACCCAAAAAAAAUAGCGGAUGGAACUUAUGCCACAAUUGCCGGCUGGGGAUUUAAGUCCAUGAAUGGACCUCCAUCAGACGGUCUAAGAUAUGCUCGAGUUCCGAUCGUCAAUCAAACGGCCUGCAGAAAUUUACUAGGCAAAAUAGUUACAGAUCGGAUGCUUUGUGCGGGAUAUCUUCGCGGAGGCACGGAUGCCUGCCAAAUGGACUCCGGAGGACCCCUGUCCGUCAGGGAGCAACUGGUUGGUAUUGUGUCCUGGGGAGUGGGAUGCGCACUGGCCGAUAAGCCUGGAGUUUAUUCACGACUAGAUUCGCUAUACCCAUGGUUAAACAAGCUAUUAAAUAAAUUGACCUAAUAAUUAUUGCAAAUAC
This is a messenger RNA of Drosophila rhopaloa, 778 nucleotides long. Its product is annotated as trypsin-1. The record is from RefSeq and is a predicted model, not a curated record. Bases 1 to 762 code for a protein of 253 amino acids. The transcript has 2 exons. Lineage: Eukaryota; Metazoa; Arthropoda; Insecta; Diptera; Drosophilidae. Gene Ontology annotation, molecular function: serine-type endopeptidase activity. Gene Ontology annotation, biological process: proteolysis.